Messenger RNA from Tarenaya hassleriana, 768 nucleotides. Its product is annotated as protein LITTLE ZIPPER 1. The coding region runs from base 254 to 562 and encodes 102 amino acids. Lineage: Eukaryota; Viridiplantae; Streptophyta; Magnoliopsida; Brassicales; Cleomaceae. The record is from RefSeq and is a predicted model, not a curated record. The transcript has 2 exons.
UUCUCCUCCCUCCUUUGUAAUCAUGAGUCUCCGUUUGCCAUCAUUACCUUCAAAAGCCUCUCUCUCUCUCAAUGAGAAUUGCAGACACAAACACGAGAGCUCCAUCUAUAUAACACCUCUAAAUCUCUUCCUCCCUCUCCACCCUUCUCUUCUUCCUGUUUUCCCUCGUCACCCUCUGCCCUGAUUUAUUACACUAACUGAAACUCACUUUGAGUUCCUCAACGUAACAAACAGAAAAAAAAUAUAUACUAUCAUGUGUCGGAUCCCUUCAGAACCACUCCCGGAAACCCUCGUGAACUCAGUUUCGUACCACAAACGAACAAUCAAAACACGCAACCACCCUCGCAUUCCCAGGCUCUGCAGGAGGAGAAGGGUUUGGCGGAAGAACAAGAGUAGGGGGAGAGAGAUUGAGAUCGAAAACCGGAGGCUUUACAUGGAGAAUCAGAACAUCAUACGUGAAAACGAGAGACUUAUGGAAAAGGCUCUCCUUCUUCACCAAGAAAACCAAGCUCUCUUUUCCCUCCUUCAGACCAAACUCUCCCAUGUUUCCACCUCUCCUUAGAGUUAGAGGAUCUUCCUUCUCUCCUCUCUUAGAAAUCCAUUUCAUGUCUCAUUUGUGUCCGUUCUUGCCUUCUCUCUUCUUCUUUCCUUUUUUUACCCUUUAAUUUUAAUUCGUUGAUUAAUAAGAUAUAGGCUCAGGAAAUCAAUGGAGUUUUGGUUUUUCAGGGGGCUUUUAUCAAAAUGUCUUUACAUGCAAUAGUUUUAAUA